Molecule: messenger RNA, 387 nt
Organism: Marmota flaviventris (yellow-bellied marmot)
Lineage: Eukaryota; Metazoa; Chordata; Mammalia; Rodentia; Sciuridae
Source: RefSeq, a predicted model, not a curated record
AUGGAGGUACACGGUGAGCUUAGCGCCAGUCCCAGCUCUAGCUGUUCGUCGUCCACCCGGAACUGCUCAGGGGCCUCCGUGUCCAGCGAGCUGCUGACAGCGGGGAGCGGUGGCCGAGGAGGUAUAUGGGACCGGUUACUCAUCAACUCCAAGCCUAACUCCAGAAAGACCUCCACUCUUCCGACAGUUCAGAUAGAAAGGAGCCCGUUGUUAGACCAAGUUCAGAACUUUCUCCCCCAGAUGGCCCAGGCAAAUGAAAAACUACAGAAAGAAAUGGCUGCUGCUCCACCUGGUCGGUUCAAUAUCGAGAGUCUCGAUGGGACUCUCGGGAAAGUGAUACAGAUGGAUGUGGCCUUAUUUGAGAUGGAUCACUCAGAUUCAAAAGAA